AAAGGAUGACUGACCACUUUUGUAGAAUUGAAUUGCGCCAUGAUUGUUAUGGACCAAAUUAGUGAUUCCUUGGCUUUCUUUUCAAGGGGUACAUGCUUCCAAUAAUAAACUGUUUUUCUAAUAUGUUGCAUCGUAAUUCAACAAUAAUUUCCUGGGCAAAAUAUUUGAUUUGACCCAUUUUUUUGACUACUUUUCACCUACAAAUGCUCAUAGAUAGACAGACACCUAAGUCACGGCGAAAGUGGGACCCAAAAACGCCUGCAACUGAACAAAUGGGUCAGGGUCCACGUCAGGUAGAUUUUGAAGUCUGCCAUUUUCUUUUUUGUACCCAGUUCCUUCUCCUAAGAUCACCCACAUUGUAUCCUUCCCCUCUCUUCCGUUGACUCGUGCUGUCCACGACUCCACCACCGUCGACCUUUCCCCUGCCGUCUCCCAUCAUUGAAAAACCAAGCCCUCACGCUUUGCCAUUCGCCCUCUUCUCUCGCUCUCUCAUGGCUGCUGCUCCCUCUUCUCUUCUUCCCAUCUAAUUUCUCUUUUCUUUGUUUCCGUUCCUCGAUGGAUCGAAGCCUUCAAGCAGUUGUUGCAGCAAUUUUGAGCUUCUUAUUAGUAUCUUUAAUCCUAGCUUGCAUUUUCUUAAUCUGCAAAUCCACCAAAAAACCCAACCGCCAAAAUCCUCCUCAAACCCGAUCCUUAACUCAAACCCGACCCGCCCCUAAUCCACCCGACCCCUCAACAUGCGACAGCGCCGCCUUCGACCCGUCUAUCAACCGCCUCGACAUGGAGGAACUCGCUGCCGCCACCAAGAACUUUUCCUCAGACCUUAUCAUCGGUGACGGCAGCUUCGGCUAUGUUUACAGGGCUACUCUCUCCAACGGAGUCACUGUCGCUAUCAAAAAGCUCGACCCGAAUGCUUUCCAGGGGCUCCGAGAGUUUCGAGCUGAGAUGGAAACCCUAGGUAAGCUUCGUCACCCGAACAUCGUGAAGAUUCUCGGGUUUUGCUCGUCGGGUCUUGAUCGGGUUUUGAUAUAUGAGUUUAUUGAGAAAGGGAGUUUGGACCAAUGGUUGUACGACACGUCAGCAACUGAGGAACAGGAAAACUCGGUUGGCCGGUUAACGUUGUCCUGGGAAACGAGGAAGAAAAUUGUCAGAGGGAUUGCCAAUGGGCUGGCGUAUUUACAUGGGCUUGACACGCCCAUCAUCCAUAGAGAUAUCAAGGCUAGCAAUGUCUUGUUGGGUAAAAAUUUCGAGGCUCAUAUUGCCGAUUUUGGGCUCGCUCGGCAAAUCCAGGAGGCCCAUUCACACGUGUCCACGCAGGUCGCCGGGACAAUGGGAUACAUGCCGCCGGAGUACCGAGAAGGGAACACGGCGGCGACAGUUAUGGCUGAUGCUUACAGUUUCGGAAUAUUAAUGAUCGAGAUUGCCACUCAAAAUCGUCCCAAUUGGCCCGUGAGAUUCGAGGGGAAAGACGUAGGACUAGUGGAGUGGGCUAGAAAAAUGGUGGAUCGAAAUCGACAAACAGAAAUGGUAUAUGAAAAGAUUCCGAGGAAAGGGUUAAUCGAAGAUGAGGUUAAGGAGUAUUUUCGAAUUGCAUGUAUGUGUACUAAUGAGAUUUCGAAAGAAAGGCCUGCCAUGAAUCAAGUUGUUGAGCUGUUGGAUCAAAUUGCAACAUGAAUUUGCAUGCAUUUGGAUAAUGAAGAUAGUUUGAGAUUCAGCUUCGUAUCUUUUUUUACCGGUAAGGGCUGCUAGUUUUGCACUUACAAAUUUCGCUUUGAAUUCCCAAUGCUAUAUAUAGUCUUACAUCUUCCAUUAACUAAAAUAUUCAUUUCUGUGCC
Molecule: messenger RNA, 1832 nt
Organism: Theobroma cacao (cacao)
Lineage: Eukaryota; Viridiplantae; Streptophyta; Magnoliopsida; Malvales; Malvaceae
Product: Protein kinase superfamily protein
Biological process (GO): protein phosphorylation
Molecular function (GO): protein kinase activity; ATP binding
Source: RefSeq, a predicted model, not a curated record